UUAGAAAAUGUAUAACCAAACAGUUUGUUUAUCUCAAAAGUUGAAUUAAUCAAAUUGUAAUGAUUAAUUUAUUUUCUUUAAAUUGAUAUAAUUUCUUGAUUUUUAUUGAUCAUCAGACACUUUGGAAUCGGUGUAUCUUUGUUUCAACACUUUGUUCUAUUGUUAUUAUCUUAGUUUUCUGUGUUUACCUUGAGCCUGCUGAGGUGUUGGUAAGAGUUGAAAAUGUCUUCAAGAUUUGGAGAGUGGGAAAAACACACCAAGGGAAUUGGUUCUAAAUUAAUGGCCAAAAUGGGCUAUGUUGGUGGUCAAGGAUUGGGUGCACGGGGUCAAGGUAUAAUUGAACCUAUCCAAGCAAAAUUAUCCGACAAGGAAAAACUUUCAAGCGAGUUACCGGCUGAAGAAAGAGACGAGGAAGACCAUUUGAAAAGAGUGAUUAAGAUAAAAAGGAAAACACUUAAGCAACUUUUGGAUCGAGAAAAGAGAUUAAUGGAAAACAUUUCAGCUAAAAAAGAUUCUUGUGAAGAGUUGAAAAAAAAAUUAGCUCGAAUACUCAAAAUUUACCAAGAUGCCAAUGGAAUUGUCAAAACAUGGGAACCAUUGGAAAAGCCUGAAGCUUUAUUUGAUUACUUUAAAGAAUACCAAUUAGCCCUUGAACCUUAUGGAAUUAAAUAUUUUGAUAUUCUAAUGUGGGAUUUUUGGCUUCCUGUUAUCGACAAAGCAAUAACCGAAUUACCAUCAAUACGAAGCUGUGAUACAGUCAUCAGAUUAUUAGAAACCUGGAAACCCCUUUUACAAGGUUGGUUAUUAGAAUACAUUUACGAUCAGAUUAUUGGUGUUCGGUUAAAGAUUGAAAUAGCCGAAUGGAAUCCGCUCAAUGAUCCGGUUCCCAUUCACUUUUGGAUUCAUCCCUGGUUACCCAUGAUGGCCGAUAGAAUGGAGCCCAUUUUUGAACCAUUGAGACAAAAAUUGGCCGCAGCAUUAUCACAAUGGCAUCCGGAAGAUCGUUCAGCUAAAAUGAUUCUAGAACCAUGGAAACAUGUUUUCGCUGGUCACAUUUGGUCAUCUUUUCUAAUGGAAAACAUUGUACCCAAAUUGGAAAUUAUCCUCAACAGUUUCACGAUUAAUCCUCAUCAUCAAGUUCUAGACAUUUGGUAUUGGUUCAUUGAUUGGGAGAAUAUGUUACCAAUUGAAAUAACAGUUGAUCUUUUAGUGAGAAUAUUUUUCCCUAAAUGGCUUCAUGUUUUAUAUUCUUGGUUAAUUUAUUCACCCAAUUACGAUGAAGUAACUCGAUGGUAUCAAGGGUGGAAAAAAAUGUUCUCAGCUGAUCUUCUUGCUCAGAGAAAAGUUCAACGAGCCUUUUUCCAAGCUCUUGAAAUGAUGAACUAUUCAGUUACUGCGCCCGGUGGUAUGAUUACAUACCAACAGAACUUUGAUCUUUCAAAUCGUGACAAUCCAUCAACCAUUCAACCACCACCAAAGGAAAUAAUUGAUUACCGAUUAAAUAUAACAUUUGAAGAGAUGAUUGAUAAAAGAGCCGCUGAAUUGGCUCUUUCGUUCACCCAAUUACCAAAUAGUUCCCAAGAUAAUAAUCCAGUUUAUAAAUUUGCAAAGUUUUCUAUUUAUUUUAAGGAUAACGUUAUUUUCCAUAAAAUAGCUGAUUCUUGGAAACCAAUUAGUUUAGAAGAUCUUUGUAAUCGUGUAAUUAAUUGUACAUGAAAUGGUUUUAAUUGUGUAAAUAGAAAUUCAUUUUGAUAAAUAUUAAUGGUAAACAAAUUUUCCAAUAAACACAAAAGACAAUUGUAUUUAAAUGAAAA
Messenger RNA from Panonychus citri (citrus red mite), 1814 nucleotides. Its product is annotated as tuftelin-interacting protein 11-like. Gene Ontology annotation, biological process: spliceosomal complex disassembly. Gene Ontology annotation, cellular component: U2-type post-mRNA release spliceosomal complex. Gene Ontology annotation, molecular function: nucleic acid binding. The record is from RefSeq and is a predicted model, not a curated record. Lineage: Eukaryota; Metazoa; Arthropoda; Arachnida; Trombidiformes; Tetranychidae.